AUGACUAAACCGACAGUUGGACGCAAUCUAAGCAGUCUGACUGCCCACCAAAUGGGUUUUACGAACUAGAUUGAUCAAUUUGGUCGGUCCAAUCUGAUUUAGAUUGGGAUUGGCUAUGGCCAUUAUGCUGGAUCAAUUCAAUCCUAUGCACUGUUUGUGCCUCUUGAGAAGGAAUGGCCAGAAAAUGGACUCCAUGUUACAUUAAUAGGCCACACUGGAAUGCCUAAGCUUGGUAUCUUAUUCUCUAAGAACCCAUACUGCUAGCAUUUCUUUGAAUAUGACUAGUGUCACUAAUUCCUUGUAAGUAUUCCAAGUCUUAUGACUUGUCGUAGACUUUGGGUUUAAGCGAAAUAAUCAGAUAGAUGCUCUUGUAAAGACGAAAAUAUAUUUGGCCACGUAUUUAGUUUCUCUAUCCAAAAGAUAAAAGAAUGUGUUUAGGGUUUAUUUUCUCUGUAUCUAUCGGUAUUCAUGCCCACAGAUCCCCUACUAUCCCUACACAGCACUGUCUCAUCUGCCCCCUGUCCAUCCCUCAUUGUUUCCUUCGCUGUACCUUUUCAUUUGCCAAAUAUAGAAUUACUCCGCAAUUGCUGCUGCAGCAGGACAAGGGUCGGCCUUUACCAAAGUUUGGCGAAUGGGAUGUCAACGACCCCGCUUCUGCAGAAGGCUUCACUAUGAUUUUCAACAAAGCUAGGGAUGAGAAGAAGACAGGGGGCAAUGCCCAAGGGACCGAAUCCCCUGGAAAGGAAGAUCGAUCCUAUAAACAGGGAGGAUCCUAUCCUUCUAAACCUGCUGUGAGUCUGCUAAAAUUUCUCUCCAUCCCCAUUAUACCAUCCUGUGGAGUGUUUUCCAUGAGAACUUCUUGUAGAGGCCUAUUUCAUUGGAAUGUUUGCUGCAGUACAAGCUUAAAUAUGCAGACUGCAGUUUCUCUGCCUUUCAAAACUGCGGCCGGCUUUUCUAAUGUGGAUUGGUGUGUGGUGCACAGAAAAAAUGGUUUUGCUGCAUACAGGCGAGCCCUGCACGGUCCUAA
Messenger RNA from Spirodela intermedia, 1027 nucleotides. The record is from the annotation of a GenBank genome assembly. NCBI's taxonomy places the organism in Eukaryota, Viridiplantae, Streptophyta, Magnoliopsida, Alismatales, Araceae.